This is a messenger RNA of Schistosoma margrebowiei, 5327 nucleotides long. The record is from the annotation of a GenBank genome assembly. Lineage: Eukaryota; Metazoa; Platyhelminthes; Trematoda; Strigeidida; Schistosomatidae.
AUGGUAACUGGUGUUGUUAAUCCUCCGAGUUACUUUUUUUUGGGCUUUUUGUACAGGAUGAAAAUCUACUUGGUUUUCUUACUCAUUGGAUUUGGGGCGUUACUCUGUCACAGUGAAGCAAUGUUUAAACAACAUUUACCAGCUGAACUUCUGUGUUCAGACAUAAAUUGUUUGAAAACCAUAACUACUGGAAGUCUUAUCAAAGAUGUUAAUGUACCGAAUAAGAAAACAUUAAAAGUGAAUACCUUAGUGGACAUAAUAGGAUUAAGCGCUGAUGCUACUAAUUCUAUGAUGAAAAUAAAAUUCGGCGAAGAACAUUUAUACAUCGACCCAAGUUUUGUACAAAUUAAGGAUUCAGUUAAUUCACGCAAAUUUUUAAAGGUGAAAAACUUCGAUAUAAAUUUGAAUCCUUCGACUCUAUUAGAUGAAAGAACACUUAAUCUAAUGUCACCUUACCAACUACCAUCGGAUGAAGAUUUGAAUUACAAAUCUACAAAGAAAAUAUCUGAGAAAGUUCAUCCAGAUAACAAGCAAACACUUUUCCGCAAUCAAAGACAGAGUAAUGCUUAUGAUACUAAAGAAGGGACGAAUGAAAUUGAUGAGAUGGACGUGGUUAGUCGCAGAAGUUAUGAUCAAGUGAGCAAACAAGAAACUACAUACAAGAUAGAUUCUGAUGAAGUGGAACAAGAUGAAAAAAUUGAGGAAGAUAAUGACGACAAUGAGUUUGACUAUAACAAUUCAUCUGAAAUAAAACAUGGUGACACGGAUACCGCUGACUAUCCAUCCGAAUCACCCGGAGAACCGGCUUCUGUGAAUCAACAACCAUCAUCUGUUCAGUCACAUCACGCUGAAAUGAAGGUGUCUGAAACCGAACAUGUGGAAAGUCAUGUACAAAUACGACCACCGACUGUCUCAUCCGAUACUGAUAAAGAGUCGAAGGUGGAUGUUUCGAGUAGAUCUGAGCAGGGUGAACCUGUUUCUGUGAAUCAACAACCGUCAUCUGUUCAGUCACAUCACGCUGAAAUGAAGGUGUCUGAAACCGAACAUGUGGAAAGUCAUGUACCAAUACGACCACCGACUGUCUCAUCCGAUACUGAUAAGGAGUCGAAGGUGGAUGUUUCGAGUAGAUCUGAGCAGGGUGAACCUGUUUCUGUGAAUCAACAACCGUCAUCUGUUCAGUCACAUCACGCUGAAAUGAAGGUGUCUGAAACCGAACAUGUGGAAAGUCAUGUACAAAUACGACCACCGACUGUCUCAUCCGAUACUGAUAAAGAGUCGAAGGUGGAUGUUUCGAGUAGAUCUGAGCAGGGUGAACCUGUUUCUGUGAAUCAACAACCGUCAUCUGUUCAGUCACAUCACGCUGAAAUGAAGGUGUCUGAAACCGAACAUGUGGAAAGUCAUGUACCAAUACGACCACCGACUGUCUCAUCCGAUACUGAUAAGGAGUCGAAGGUGGAUGUUUCGAGUAGAUCUGAGCAGGGUGAACCUGUUUCUGUGAAUCAACAACCGUCAUCUGUUCAGUCACAUCACGCUGAAAUGAAGGUGUCUGAAACCGAACAUGUGGAAAGUCAUGUACCAAUACGACCACCGACUGUCUCAUCCGAUACUGAUAAAGAGUCGAAGGUGGAUGUUUCGAGUAGAUCUGAGCAGGGUGAACCUGUUUCUGUGAAUCAACAACCGUCAUCUGUUCAGUCACAUCACGCUGAAAUGAAGGUGUCUGAAACCGAACAUGUGGAAAGUCAUGUACCAAUACGACCACCGACUGUCUCAUCCGAUACUGAUAAGGAGUCGAAGGUGGAUGUUUCGAGUAGAUCUGAGCAGGGUGAACCUGUUUCUGUGAAUCAACAACCGUCAUCUGUUCAGUCACAUCACGCUGAAAUGAAGGUGUCUGAAACCGAACAUGUGGAAAGUCAUGUACAAAUACGACCACCGACUGUCUCAUCCGAUACUGAUAAGGAGUCGAAGGUGGAUGUUUCGAGUAGAUCUGAGCAGGGUGAACCUGUUUCUGUGAAUCAACAACCGUCAUCUGUUCAGUCACAUCACGCUGAAAUGAAGGUGUCUGAAACCGAACAUGUGGAAAGUCAUGUACCAAUACGACCACCGACUGUCUCAUCCGAUACUGAUAAGGAGUCGAAGGUGGAUGUUUCGAGUAGAUCUGAGCAGGGUGAACCUGUUUCUGUGAAUCAACAACCGUCAUCUGUUCAGUCACAUCACGCUGAAAUGAAGGUGUCUGAAACCGAACAUGUGGAAAGUCAUGUACCAAUACGACCACCGACUGUCUCAUCCGAUACUGAUAAGGAGUCGAAGGUGGAUGUUUCGAGUAGAUCUGAGCAGGGUGAACCUGUUUCUGUGAAUCAACAACCGUCAUCUGUUCAGUCACAUCACGCUGAAAUGAAGGUGUCUGAAACCGAACAUGUGGAAAGUCAUGUACCAAUACGACCACCGACUGUCUCAUCCGAUACUGACAAGGAGUCAAAUGUUGAUGUUUCACAAAUUUUUUAUUCCACCUCGUCAAGCAACUUUUUGAACAAUGAUAGUCAUAUAGAAUCUAAUAUGUCAAAUUCACAUUUUUCAUUGCAUGAUCGUAAACAAGGAGUCAUCACCAGUGAUCUCAUCGGUGUUCAAGAUAUUGGAAUAAUUUAUUCUUCAGAUGUAAAUAGCUCUACUCUUUCAUCCGUUUCACGAAAAAUGUCUGAGGAUCAAAUUAUUUUCGAUCAUCACAGUGUUCCAGUUCACUUAGGUUUGAUACAAUGUAUAUACUGGGCAGCAAACGCUAGUUUUGAUAAAACGUAUUCUAAAACUGUUAGAUCACCUUUUUCGCUCUUCUUAGUCAAUGGAUUUAGGUACUUCUUUGCAGCUGCUAACGUUUCUCUGCAGUAUUUACCAGAAAACAUUAUUUCCAAUUUAGAUAAUUUUUUGCUUGAAACAUUUUCUUUAUCAGUAAAUUUCAUUAUUGCUUGGAUGAUUUUUAUAUUUCACUUAAUUUUUAUGUGGAAUCUUAGUAAAGGUGUACAUUUCCUUCUGUAUAAAUACAUUUUUGUUGAAAAAUACACAUCUCCAUCUCUCGUAGAAUAUCUAAAACUUGAGGAGUAUAGCAUUCAACUAGCUAGCCAACUUUCAGAUACGGAAGAAUUUAAUUCUCAUUUAUCUAAAUGGGCUAAUUCACUUUCAUACAGUCUUCAAAAUCUACAGGAAGAAUAUACUUCCAAAUUAUCUGAAAUGACAUUAUCUAUGGAUGAAUCACGGGAAUCUUUCAUACGUGCUCAAUCGGAGUUGAAUCAUUUAAAAAAUACUCAUAAUUCACUGGAACAAAACUUACGUUUGAAGUUAACUGAUAAAGAAGAAGUCAUUCAUGAAUUAAACUCAGAAAUUAAUCGUCUGAAACAAUUACACUCUGAAAAUGAUGAUAAAUGGAAGAAAAGUCUUUUAGAUCUAGAAGAAAGUAACCGUAAGUCAAUAGACGAAUUGAAAGAGGAACAAGAACAGUUAUAUUCUCAAGCUAAUUUAUAUUAUAAUCGCAUGAAGACGAUGCAAUCAGAGGUCGACAAAAUUUUAGAAUCUAGAAAAGCAUCUGAGGAAAAGUUACUGAUUAAAGAAGCAGAAUUUCAAAGUUUGCUUGCUACUUUCAAUACGCUUAAAGGUCUUGAGGUGAUUUUUGAACAAGAAUCUUCCUCAAAACAGGAAACAAAUGAUAUGGAAGAACGUGAAGUAACCACCACUGACAAUCUAUCUAAUGUUAGUCGCACGUUAGAGGAUGACGUGGAGAUUAGCGAUAAGUCAAGCAUUAUUUCCGAAAGUGCUUUAUGUGAUUUAAAUGAAGUCGAUGAAAAGACUACAGAAAAAUCUAGAUUACAGAAGAAUUUAUCAUUGCUCUUAGAUGUUGGUCGUUUGCAUGCUCAAAUCAGACUUAAAGAUGAACAAAUUAAAGCUGAAGAGUCUAAAGCAAAAAAUGAACAUGAUCUUCGAGUUGAAGUUGAAUCCAAAAUGGAAGAGGUAGAAAGAGAAAAUUCAACUCUUAAAGCUAAUUUAAUUCAUAUUGAACAAGAAAGAAAUGCUUAUCAAACAAAGCUUGAUAUUUUAUCCUGUUAUUUUAAAGAACGUGAACUUGAACUGCAAAGGGAUUUAGGUAAGCAUGUCGUAGUUGGUUCAGAAUCUUCCGAAGCCCUUAUGCACAGUCGAAAGCGUAAUCAAGAGCUUGAGGGGGAAGUUAAAGUAUUACGAGAUCAAAUGGCAGCUUUACGUCGAGAGCUAGUGGAAACUGAAAGAACUAGUAGGCGUCAAAUAUCGGAGUUAGAUAAGCGUUCUCAUGAAAAUUGGUUAGCAGCUCGUGCAUCUGACCACCAAAUUCAAGAUCUACGUGAAGAAAACUUCAGUUUGCGACAAAAGCUCAUUGAAUCAGAGAACAAUGCAUUACGAUCGACAAUGCGCACCAUCCCGGAAAAAAUAAAUAGUUCAUCUCGUGACAAAAUUAUGAACAUUUUCACAAGACCUAUUUUACCACUAGAAUUUAUGAAAAAUCCAAGCUUAAGAGAUGUACGCUCUCAAUCAAGAAAUUCUCUAACAAAUUUAACAUCGCAACGGCCAGUAGCAGAAGCUAAUCCAUUCCCAUUCAUUCCAACACCACCCCGAGGAACAAUGCCUUUUUCAGGUGGACUUCAAAGAGAUGUCAUACCAACACCAACAAGGCCUCUUUUGCCAGGAUUUCCUCCAGUGCAAAUGAGUUUCCCGUCAGCAUUUUUAGCUCAACCAUUCGCGCCCGUCAUGAAAGCGAUGACUGACCAAAAUAAUAAACAAAAUAGUUCCCCUUCUUCUGUAAGCGGUUCACUAAAGUGAUUUUAGAUUUAUAACGCUUUGUUUAUUAUGUGGUUUUUCUUGCAUUUUAAUCUUCCGUUCUCUGCGUUCCGAUUGUUUCGUUGUGGUAUCAUUAUUUAGGUUAUUUUGAAUCAGGCUGUAAAGUGAUAAUAUUUUUACAUUUGGUCUUUUGAUAAUAAGUAUGUCCAGAUAUUAUAUUUCAUAUUACAUAUAUCAAGAAUAAUAUUUUAAACAUUAGUUGGUUAUUGCACAAAAAAAUCUUUUAUUCUGUGUUCGUACUUACUAAAAUGUUUCUGUUUGUUAUUUAUUGCUCCUAUAUUACUUUAUGUGUUUAUAAUGAACCAUUUUUGUUUUUGGUGAAUAAUGGUUCUUGAGUCAUUCGCUUUAUUAAAGAAAAUGUUCUAAAUUAGUGAAAAGUAUGUAUUUUUGUCAUUUCAUUAUCUAUUGUCUACCAACUGUCCUAAAGUAAUAUCACUGAAUUGUUUGAGUUCAUUGAAGAUAAUUAUUUGGUUUAU